This is a messenger RNA of Uloborus diversus, 1626 nucleotides long. Its product is annotated as heparan sulfate glucosamine 3-O-sulfotransferase 3A1-like. Bases 305 to 1402 code for a protein of 365 amino acids. The transcript is spliced from 5 exons. The record is from RefSeq and is a predicted model, not a curated record. Lineage: Eukaryota; Metazoa; Arthropoda; Arachnida; Araneae; Uloboridae. Gene Ontology annotation, molecular function: [heparan sulfate]-glucosamine 3-sulfotransferase activity.
UAUGUUUGUAGAAUAUUGCUUAUAAAUCCAUGACGACUGUAAACGAUAAUUUAUUUAUUUUUUAAUUGAUAAAAAAAGUUCCAAUGUUUUUUUUGCAGACAAUUACCUACCUAUGAAUGAACUCCAUCCUGGAAUAAUGAAUGGAUCGAAUUUUCCAAACUUACUUCAUAUUCACAUCAUUAGAGCAAAAAUUGACUUCUACUAAUGUUUAAAGUUAUCGAUAAUCUCACAAUGGGUUGACACGUCGUUGUAUAUGCUCUGCGUAGCUCCAAAUUUCUGUGUAAAAUAUUAUUUCUUGUGAAAUAUGUUAGUGAGGAAUAGUAUCCUGAAAAUGAUGGCUCGGAUCUUGAUCGUUGCUACUGGUGUGUCUCUUCUGGUGUGCGUAGCAUUUUUCGACGUCCAAUCGCACUAUAGAAAUGUUGUCGUAUAUGACGGCAAAGAUGGCCAUCCGUGGAAUGUGUCAUCUAGACGCAGGACGUUAAUGCAAAGGGUGGAAAGAACUGAUUGGAAACAGAUAACAAAUGAUCUUAAACAGCGAGAAAUAAAGGAGCUAUUGGAUGAGUCUGAAAGUCUUUCCCAUUUCUUCGGAACUGACAGCGAUAGAGGUGAAGAUGAAAGUGGAGUGAAACGUCGUCUUCCCGGUGCCAUCAUCAUCGGAGUGAAAAAGGGAGGUACACGGGCCCUGCUCGAAAUCUUGAGGCUGCAUCCCGACGUUGUGGCUCCCGGGCCAGAAAUCCACUUCUUCGAUAGGCACUACAAGAAAGGACUGCAGUGGUACAGAUCUCAAAUGCCUGUGAGUGUGGAUGGUCAGCUCACCAUGGAAAAAACUCCAGGUUAUUUGGUGACUCCUGGCGCGCCUCAAAGGAUAGCCAAUAUGUCCCGCAACUUAUUACUCCUAUUGGUUGUUAGGGAUCCCGUCACGAGAGCCUUGUCGGACUAUGCCCAGGCAUCGAGCAAGAGACCUCAGGACACAAGGACAUUCGAAGACAUGGCUUUCAGGAAUGCGAGCACCGGAUUGGUAGAUGCCGACUGGACAGCCAUUCGCAUUGGUCAAUAUGCCAAACACUUGGAGCGAUGGAUGCGCUUCUUCCCCCUGAGCCAAAUCCAUGUGGUCAGUGGAGAAAGACUGGUUGCAGACCCCGUCCAAGAGCUGCAGGCAGUGCAAAAGUUCCUAAAAAUUCGACCAUUGAUUGGUCCACAACACUUUUUCUUCAAUCAGAGCAAAGGGUUCCCUUGCUUGAGGAAAUCUCCCCGCAGCGAAGUGCCCCGGUGCCUGGGAAAAACUAAAGGACGUUCGCAUCCACAAGUGGCAACCUCUUCUCUGCAGAGGCUGAGAGACUUCUUCAGGCCUUUCAACCAAAAGUUCUAUCGGAUGGUCGGCAGGGACUUCCAGUGGACUUGAAAUUUGUAAGGGCCAGCUUACAAAAUUUAUUUGUUGACUGAAAUUACGAGAACUACGAUCUGGUUCAAAAACAAUUUCAAUCGCUACAAUGUCUUCCACUCGUGAUGUGGUUGAUGAAAGUGCCAGCAAUAAAUUCAUCACCUAGCAAAUCGGCAACCACAGAUUAUACAUACCUGGAAGAAAUAGUGUCCGAUCAUGUUUGGUGUGGAAAAUUGGCAAGCGCC